AUGAUCCAAUUUGUCUCGGGCCUCAAUGACGGUAACCUGGGUAUUAUCCUUCCAAGCAUUAAAGCCCACUACGGCCUUAACCAAUACGUGGUUUCAAUCAUUUUCUUGUGCAAUGCUGCAGGGUAUAUGACAGCUGCUGUUUUGAAUGGCUAUCUGAUCCGCUCUACUUCACAAUCCAAAACUGCCUUACUUGGUGCCUGCUCCAUGAUUGUCGGCUACCUUGUCAACUUGUUUGCCGUACCGUUCCCGGUGAUGUGUAUUUUCAUGACAACGAUUGGAUUUGGUAUUGCAUUGACCCAAGCUGCCGCAAACGUAGUUUGUGGUGAAAUGCCUUAUGGCAUGCUUAUGUUGAGUUUUCUGCAUGCUUUCUAUGCAGGAGGUGCAUUAGUGGGUCCACUGUUAGCAUCGGGUCUUUUGAGCAGCCAAAAGCCAUGGAAUACUUCCUACAUGGUCUUCGCCACUACCGUUGCAGCAUCAACAACAACACCGUCUGACCAAGAAUCCAUGACUUGCAAAGAGCAAGCAAAUAGCAAGAACACUAACUUGCUAUCCCAGAUCUUCAAGUUCAGAAUCACAUCCAUUGGUGCUGUGUUUUUGCUCUUUUACACUGGCACUGAGGUAACGAUCGGCAACUGGGGUUAUACGUACUUGAUCAGCACCCGCAGCACGGAUACAAACGCGAUGGCCCAUUUGAUGACAGGUUACUGGGCUGGAAUCUGCGCUGGUCGACUGUUCCUUGGUUUUGCCACAUCGCGGUUCGGUGAGAAACGCAUGGUAUAUUGCUAUCUAGCCAUGAUUGUCGUCAUGAUGGUAUUGCUUUGGCUGCUGCCUUAUAUCGGCGCAAAUGCGACAUCGUUGGUGAUCACCGGUAUCAUGCUGGGCCCUAUCUUUCCAACCGUGGUUUCUGUGGCCCACAACAUUGUUCCUACUCAUUUGUACGCAACAUGUGUGGGAUUCUUAUCAGCCUUUGCCAGUGCAGGUACUGCACUCUUUCCAUACGCAACAGGUGUGCUUAUUGGAGCCGAGGGCGUAUCUGCCAUGUUGCCCUUUUGCAUUGCCACUAGCUGUGCCAUGCUGAUAAUGUGGUUCUUUGUUCCCGAUCCACGUCCUCCAACGAAAUUCUCUGCAAAAAUGAGAACUUGGAAAACCCAAAUUCUAACAUCUAUUCGCUCGUAG
Messenger RNA from Zychaea mexicana, 1176 nucleotides. RefSeq names its product major facilitator superfamily domain-containing protein. Gene Ontology annotation, cellular component: membrane. NCBI's taxonomy places the organism in Eukaryota, Fungi, Mucoromycota, Mucoromycetes, Mucorales, Lichtheimiaceae. Gene Ontology annotation, biological process: transmembrane transport. Bases 1 to 1176 code for a protein of 391 amino acids. The transcript has 7 exons. Gene Ontology annotation, molecular function: transmembrane transporter activity. The record is from RefSeq and is a predicted model, not a curated record.